Molecule: messenger RNA, 784 nt
Organism: Neohortaea acidophila
Lineage: Eukaryota; Fungi; Ascomycota; Dothideomycetes; Mycosphaerellales; Teratosphaeriaceae
Exons: 2
Coding region: 1-537 (178 amino acids)
Cellular component (GO): cytoplasm
Molecular function (GO): enzyme inhibitor activity; phosphatase regulator activity; protein binding
Source: RefSeq, a predicted model, not a curated record
AUGGCCGACGAAGGCGCCACCCCCCGCGAACUCCUCAUCGAAUCCACCCGCCGCAACAACACCCACCUCCUCCACGAACUCCUCCAAGGGCCCCCUUUCGCCUCCCAACCAGCAGCAAUAGCGCACUUCCUCAACACCACGACCGACGCCCUGGGCGCCAGCGCGCUGCACAUUGCCGCGCAGCACGGCAGCUACGACGUCCUGGACGUCAUCCUCGACCAGGAGGGCGUGGAGAUUGACGGGCAGGAGAAGCGGGACGGCGACACGUGUUUGCAUCGCGCGGUGCGGUUUGCGAACGAGGGGGGCCAUGCGGAGAGGGGGUUGGCGGUGGUGGAGAUUUUGGUGGAUGCGGGGUGUGAUCCGCGGAUACGGAACAAGGCGAAGCUCCGGCCUAUUGAUCUCGCAGACCCGCGGAAUACGGAGUUGCGUUCCAUGCUGCAGAAGGCGGAACUCGCUAUGAGCAUGGGCGGGGAUGUGGUGGUCGACGAUGACGACGAUGAUGACCGUCCCAAUGGACCGGGGAGUGAGAGUGAUUAACGACUUGAGCAUUACAUCGAGGGGGACGGUCUGAGCAACAGCUCGGCACUGGCCGGGCAGCAUGAGUAGGAGAUGUAGAUGCGUAUGGGGACGAGAGUCGCGACAAUUGAGAUUGCCGGACCAUUCCGGCCCAUGAGAAUCACGAGGGCCGUCCUGGAUCAACAACCGAGCCGGCAUGUGGUUGUGUGAAGCGUUCAGUGCAUAGCAUGCAGCCUUACUCAAACUAGACAUACUACGGACAGAUCCA